UGGUACAUUUGAUAUUAUUUGACGACUAUUUCAUUGUAUAAAUCGUCAUGACUGCUUCAGUUAGCACCAAUCCAUCUACAUUAUUACCUUUAGAAUUAGUUGACAAGUGUAUCGGUUCUCGAAUACACAUUAUUAUGAAAAAUGACAAAGAGAUUGUAGGAACUUUGCAAGGUUUUGAUGAUUUUGUCAACAUGUUACUGGAAGAUGUAACAGAAAGUGAGGCAACCCCGGAAGGUCGCAGAGUUACAAAGUUGGAUCAGAUUCUUCUCAACGGCAGCAAUAUUACUAUGUUAGUACCUGGUGGUGAGAUGCCGGAUACAUAAUACUUUUAAGCCAUCAUCCUGAGCGUAUCAGAUUUAUUUCUAUCUUGAUAAGAUUGUGAUGAAGCAUUAACCUCAUUACUUAUCGCAACUACUUAUGGACUCUAUUAACGGACGUCACCCAAUUCCAAUUUGAUAAAAAUAAUAGAAACUCUGU
Atta colombica is the source of this 477-nucleotide messenger RNA. Its product is annotated as U6 snRNA-associated Sm-like protein LSm5. The record is from RefSeq and is a predicted model, not a curated record. The transcript is spliced from 4 exons. Bases 48 to 323 code for a protein of 91 amino acids. NCBI's taxonomy places the organism in Eukaryota, Metazoa, Arthropoda, Insecta, Hymenoptera, Formicidae. Gene Ontology annotation, biological process: mRNA splicing, via spliceosome. Gene Ontology annotation, cellular component: U4/U6 x U5 tri-snRNP complex; U6 snRNP; Lsm1-7-Pat1 complex. Gene Ontology annotation, molecular function: RNA binding.